CUGCGCGCCCCGGGGGCAGCGGAACGUACCCCGGCCGGAGAGUUUCUGUCCAGGCUCCCGCGGCGGGCAGCAGCGUCCGGAUCCCGGCGAGCGCGAGCCAGAGGGGCGCGAGGAUGGCGGGGCGCGCUCUGCGGGGCGCUGCGCCCCCGGCCCCGGGCGGGGAGAGGCGGGCGGCGCUGGGGCUGCUGCUGCAGGUGCUGCUGGGCUGGGGCUCGGCUCAGCAGCCCGGCUCCUGCCCCGCGCCCUGCGAGUGUUCCGAGACGGCCCGGACGGUGAAGUGCGUGAACAGGAACCUCACGGCGGUGCCCCCGGACCUGCCGCCCUACGCGCGGCUCCUCUUCCUCACGGGCAACCGGCUCGCCAGCCUCCCGCCCGGCGCCUUCCUUUCGCCGCCGCUGCCCCAGCUCAGCCUCCUCAACCUGAGCGGCAGCCACCUGGAGCAGGUGGAGGCGGGCGCCUUCGCCAGCCUGCCCAGCCUGAGGCAGCUGGACCUGAGCGGCAACGCCCUGGCCAGGCUCAGCCCCGAGGCCUUCGGCAACGCCAGCAGCCCCCUCGAGAAGCUGAACCUCAGCAACUCCCUCAGCAACCAGAGCGCGGUGUCCGCCCUGGCCGAGCUGCUGGGCUCGGGGGUGCUGGGCAACCUGAGCCGCCUGGAGCUGGCCGACAACAGGCUGCUCUCCCUGCCUGCGGGCAUGUUCUCCUCCCUGCCCAGCCUGCAGCACCUGGACCUGCGGAACAACUCCCUGGUGAGCUUGCAGGCCGCGACCUUCCACAGCCUGGCCCAGCUGCAGAGCCUCGACCUCAGCCACAACUCCCUGAAGUGCCUGAAGGACGCCACCAUCGCCCAGCUCCGCAGCCGGCCCGCGCUCCGCAGGAUCAGCCUGGACCACAACACCUGGGUCUGCGACUGCUGCAUCGAGCACUUGGUGAGCUGGCUCAAGGAGAGCGACCAGGUGGAAGGGAAAGGGGCCUUGAAGUGCUCUUACCCUGACAAGAUACGGGACAAACCCCUGGUGAAGACCAACAGCUCAGACCUGGACUGUUCUGUGCCUGUAGACAUCCAGUCCCAACUGCAAACUUCGUAUGUCUUCUUAGGGAUAGUGCUGGCUCUCAUUGGAGCCAUUUUUCUCCUAGUUUUGUAUUUGAACCGAAAAGGAAUCAAAAAGUGGAUGUACAAUAUCAGAGAUGCAUGUAGGGAUCACAUGGAGGGAUAUCAUUACAGAUACGAGAUGAAUGCAGACCCCAGGUUAACAAACCUCAGCUCUAGUUCUGAUGUAUGAAGAUACACUAUGGAAGCAGGGCAGGGCACAAUAGCUAUGCAUGAAAUGUAGACUUAAGCUUUACCCCCAUGCUCACUUCCCCUCUCCCAGAGAAACAACAGAUUUAUUUGUGCCACCUGGGGAAUAUGCCUCCAGGUAACGUAAAGGUGAUGACUAUUUUCUGUUACCCUGAAAUAUUGAGCAAUUGUGCAUGGUGUUGGGCUGUACAUAAGAAACAUGCUGCUAUUCCCUCUCUUCCUCCCCCCCACCCCCACCUGUUUUUCUUUGGAACUUGCUCUCAAUACUUAUUUGAAACAUUUUUCGAGAUCUAAAGUGAAAAAGAUCCUCUCUUUGAUGUUCCCAAACCGCAAGAGCAUAUACAAUUUACCAAUACAGAUACUAUCCAACAAAAACUGCCUCAACUUUUUUGGGAAAGAAGCUUUAUUCAUCAAUUACAGUUUUGUUCUUAUGUAUCCUAACUGAGAAGAAAAUAAUUUUAUUCCAUAAGCUACCUGCAGAUUUAAAAAGCUCCUAACAACUCUGUAGAAAGAAGCAACUAAAAUAGUGAGCAUGCACAAAUACUUUGUAGUUUUACAUGUUAGGGAAAACUUACAACCUCAAUAAGCCGCUUACUCUUUUGUAAAGUUCUUUUUGAUGGCAGUUUACAUGAAAAUAGGAUGCUUUUUUAAUAUAAACUGCAUAUAAACUCAGUUUGAACUGUUAAAUAAUUCAAUAAAUGUUCUUACAAAGAACUACUGUUGUGCUGAAAUUUGUUUAAUGAUAAAACUCUGAAAUAAAUGCAUGGAAGUAUAAGUUUGGGAAAUAUAAAGUUAUUCACAAGUAGUUGUACUGUAUUAAUUCAUGGAAAACAAAUUCUGUUUUUAUAGAACAGGGUCCAGUUUAGAGUCGGGUUAUAAGUAUUCACGUGGCAAUUUGUGAAUCACCGUAUAAGACAAGUUCUCCACAGGGAGAACAGAUUUCCCUUAGUAAAAAGCCCAGCAAACAAAACAAAAAACAAAUAGGCUAAUGCUAGGUUCUCCCUUAUCACUAAAAUACUGCAAGAUUAUAAACAAAUAAAAAUUACGUGAAAACGUACACUGCAAUUAAAAAUCAAGUGCAAUGAUGCAUGCUUAAAGCUUUAGAAAAUUGCAUCUAAACUAUUGCUUUUAAUUAUAUAGUAGAUUUUCCAUAAUAAAUUAAAUGUUGACAAAUCCUGAAGGCACAAUUUGGCACAUGAAACUUAAUGUUUAUUAUUUGAAACUUGCAAUCCUUGGGCAAUACUGCAGUAAUUACACUGUGCAUCAUGUUUUGAGAUCUGACCUAAUUUUACUGCUUCUUAAAACUACUAACAGGUCAUCUUUAAUAAUAAUUCUAUACAUGUUUGUGCUUGACAUUUGCCUAUGAGUGACAUUUUGUUUAAAUGUUUAUGCAGAAUACAUAAGGAAGGACUUUAUCAUAUUGCCUAGUAUUUAAUUUUGAUGGCACAUUUUGAAAGGAUAGCAACUGAACCAUCUGUAGCCACCAAUAACCUAAUGAGCUUUCUCUUGUAAACAGAUUCUAAAUGAAAGGGGACAGAUUCACAUUGAACUUUUAACACUUAAUUUAAUAUUUCCGCUUGUUGGCUGAGCACUUCAAUUAUUUUAUCUGACAUUCUUAAACAAUACAAAUAACGUAAUAUAAAGUUUGUCUGGUACAUAGAUUAUUUUUUGCUUUUAAUAGUGAAAAUUGUAGUAGCUAUAUGCUUUUCAUAAGACUUUUUAUGAACAUAAAGUAGCUCAAACUAAGAUAUUGGGUAAAAAUAAAAAUAUAUAUAUAAACUUAGUCUGACAGUUGUCACCAUUUAAAUGCAAUUUUUUUAUCCUUGCGGCAUGUGACAUUCUCAAAGUAAUUAAUUUGUUUUAAGACUAACUUCUGUAGCUUGAAAUCAUCAACAUUCACUAACACUGACAUUUUGUUUUUAAAGGUACACAAUUCUGAGAAUAAGGAAAAGGGACGAACUCCCAAAAUUUUGAUGAAUGUAUUUUAAAACUAAUGACCUAUGAUAGCUUCUCCUACUCUGAUGAUGAAUAUAAGGAUCACAGAACACUAGGUUCAGUUUUCAGAUUUAAAAAAAAAAAAAAAAAAAAACCUUCCCAAAAGUCAGUUAAAGUAUUUAACAAUAGUGAAAUUACUGUCUGAAUAACUUGCUGUGCAACUACCAAAAAAUUCCUUAAAGCUCAUGAUUACUUAGUAAAUGCAAAAUAGUUUGUGUUAUAAGAUAGUAUUUUAGUUACAUGACAAGCUAUGUUGUAUUGGUUAUUUCAGAGACUGUCACCUUCCAUGUGUUUGUACAGUGCCUAGAACAACGGGGCCUCAAUGUCAUUGGCCUAUAGGUACUAGAGCUGUAUAUAAUGUAUAAUAAUAAUUUCAAAUAUAUACCAGCCAAGCAGUUUCCUGGAGGCGUGGCCUUUGUUAAUAGAUAAGUUAAAAAUAAAUACAGUAAAAUAUCAGUCUUUCAUACAUAGCUUAUUAAGGAUAGCUAAUUGACUAUCUUAGUCACAUAAUCUGUAACUAAAGAAUUCAGCAAGUCCGUGUUUGUGUAGUGGAAAAGUGUCUCAAGUGUACCAACAUCUAUUAGACUCAAUGAUUAUCAGUGUUUUUGUAUGAUAGUCACUGUAGUAAAAUUGUUGAGAGAAUUGGUGACACCUGCUUUAAAAAUAAGUUCUGCCAUUUGCUUUCAAGUAGAUUUAUUAGUGUAUGACCAUUAGACUGUGACAGUGUUGUGUUAUGCUGAUACGCACCUAAAAUGUUUGACCAAUAAUGAAUGCUUUGGUGUUUUUGUAGAAACUAUAAAAUGCAUCUGAACUUUAAAAUCUUUUCUAUAAAAUUCAUGGUUGGAGCUUGUCUUCCUUUCCUAUAAGAAAUAGUUAGUACACAGAAGACAAGAAUAAGAUAGUUAGUUAUAAAAGUGCUUCUGAAUUUUUAAAAAGUGUACAUUGUAAAUGCUUUGGGAUUGCAGGGUUUUCUAAAGCAUACUCUUUCCCACUGCUUAUCCUGCUUUGACACCUUAAAUUUCACCUAAUUACUACUUCCAAAGCAGUAUAAUUGGUGGGAGGGCUAUUUUAUUCCUUCAGACUUUAAUAAAAAGUAUGCAGUAUUAAAUGCUUUCAACCUUUUAUUUUUAUAUAUAUAUAUAUAU
This is a messenger RNA of Trachemys scripta elegans, 4437 nucleotides long. RefSeq names its product trophoblast glycoprotein (gene TPBG). Lineage: Eukaryota; Metazoa; Chordata; Testudines; Emydidae. The transcript has a single exon. Bases 114 to 1280 code for a protein of 388 amino acids. Gene Ontology annotation, cellular component: plasma membrane. Gene Ontology annotation, molecular function: protein binding. The record is from RefSeq and is a predicted model, not a curated record. Gene Ontology annotation, biological process: negative regulation of canonical Wnt signaling pathway.